Messenger RNA from Perkinsus marinus ATCC 50983, 1644 nucleotides. RefSeq names its product 5-aminolevulinate synthase, putative. The transcript has a single exon. Gene Ontology annotation, molecular function: 5-aminolevulinate synthase activity; pyridoxal phosphate binding. The record is from RefSeq and is a predicted model, not a curated record. NCBI's taxonomy places the organism in Eukaryota, Perkinsozoa, Perkinsida, Perkinsidae. Gene Ontology annotation, biological process: tetrapyrrole biosynthetic process. The coding region runs from base 11 to 1528 and encodes 505 amino acids.
CUUAAAUAAGAUGAGCAUCCCCUGCAAAGCUGCUAACGCUGCCACUCGCAGUGCUUGCCGUGCGGCUGCUGUCGAGGCUGCCAACACUCCUAUCAAUGUCAAGCUCUCUGAGGUCAAAACCAUGUGUCCGUUCUUCGCCAAGGUCUCGAGUAGCCCGGACGCCUCGACUCUGGAGGCCAUGGCACACGCCUGCCCAGUGAUGAGUGCGGUCCAGAAGCCAGUUGUCAUCCAAGACGACACGAAUAAGUUGGCCUUUGAGGAGGCUCUGGUGACUCGUAAGGACGAGAUGUAUGAGGCCAAGUUCAAGUUCAACAUUGAUAAGCUGCAGGAGGAGGGUCGUUAUCGCUACUUCGCUAACUUGCAGAGGCAUUGUGGGAACUUCCCCAACGCUACCUUCCAUGGUUUGAAUCACGAUGUCAAGGAAGGCAGGCCGAUCAAAAUAUUCUGUUCGAACGACUACCUCGGCAUGGGUCAACAUCCCAAGGUCAUCGAGGCUUCUCACGAGGCUAUCGAGAUGAGUGGGACCGGCGCUGGUGGCACCAGAAACAUUUCUGGUACCACCAAGUUUCAUGUUGAUCUUGAGAUGACUCUCGCUGAGAACCAUCAGAAGGAAGCUGCUCUGGUCAUGUCGAGCGGGUUUGUUGCUAAUGAGGCGGCUCUAUCGGCUGUGGGGAAGAUUAUACCCGAUUGUUUGAUGAUAUCUGAUGCUGGUAAUCACGCUUCGAUGAUUCAAGGUAUCAGACACUCGAAGUGUGAUAAGAAGAUUUACCGUCACAACGAUAUCGCCCAUCUGGAGUCCAUCCUUGCUGCUACGCCUAUCGACCGCCCUAAGAUGAUUGUCUUUGAAUCGGUCUAUUCCAUGUCUGGAGGCAUUGCUCCGAUGGAACAGAUAUGCGACUUGGCCGACAAGUACAGUGCGAUGACGUUCUGUGAUGAGGUCCACGCCGUUGGCAUGUACGGCGAACACGGUGCUGGUAUAGCGGAGCGAGACGGUGUUUUGGAUAGAAUUGACAUUAUCUCGGGCACGCUUGGUAAGGCUUACGGUGUUUUCGGUGGCUACAUCGCGGCUUCGGCGAGCUUUGUUGACUGUGUACGCUCGUACGCCGCCGGUUUCAUUUUCACUACUGCGGUCCCGCCGGUGAUCGCUGCUGGUGGUCUCGCUGCUGUGACUCAUUUAAGACACUCUAAGAUCGAGAGGGAACUGCAACAGCUUCGUGCCAAGCAACUGAAGAUUAAACUGGCUGCGAGAAGCUUGCCUGUUAUGAACAGCCCUAGUCACAUAGUCCCUGUUCUGGUUAGAGACCCUGUUAAAGUGAAAGAGCUCACUGAUAAGCUACUGGCUGAGUAUGGUAUCUAUCUGCAACCUAUUAACUACCCUACCGUCGAUCGUGGUACUGAACGUAUCCGUAUUACACCCGGUCCUCUCCACAGUGAGGAAGACUUGGAUAUGUUUGUGGACGCUCUUGAUCGUUGCUUUGACGAGCUCGGAAUCUCUAGGAAGAUGCAGACAUUGGACGUCGUUCAUUAGCUUUCUGGAUGAGGAAUAGGAUUUAUUUCAUAGCUCAACGCUGACGAUUAUUUUCUAUCAUACAAUUUCGUUGUGGUGGAGGCAUCAUAGGCUAUAUUUUGGUGGUUAACGACAGU